AUGGACCCGAGGGCCGAAAAUCCGAACCCAGAUUUCUUGCAUGCUAACUCGGUUGAUAAGAAUGAGUUUGGCGAUUACCUGUUGGAUGGAGUCACUGAUAUUGCAUAUUGGCGCUUCUAUGCACGGGCUAAUUCAAAGAGCGUCAGAACCGAAAUUGGACUUGUCUCCAAGAAUGACCUUGAGACGCUGUUUAUCGCUCGAGGCUACAUGGACUGGGUCUCUGUUGAAGCACUUAGCUCCGAAAUGAGUGCUCUCGGAACAUCCCCCGAACCCAGAACUCCUCCUCCUGCAUACUGGGCUCUUGGUGAGGCUUUGCCUGAGCCAGAUGACCCAGAGGCCUUCUCAGCGGAUAUUGACUCCGCGAGUCCAACUAACGAUAUCUCACAUGCGUUGUUGUUCAUUGCGGCCAUUCUCUCGGGUGUUCUGAUAUGCGCAUUAUUAUGA
Messenger RNA from Penicillium daleae, 444 nucleotides. RefSeq lists its product as uncharacterized. The record is from RefSeq and is a predicted model, not a curated record. The transcript has 2 exons. NCBI's taxonomy places the organism in Eukaryota, Fungi, Ascomycota, Eurotiomycetes, Eurotiales, Aspergillaceae. The coding region runs from base 1 to 444 and encodes 147 amino acids.